Histoplasma mississippiense is the source of this 1449-nucleotide messenger RNA. RefSeq lists its product with no specific name. Lineage: Eukaryota; Fungi; Ascomycota; Eurotiomycetes; Onygenales; Ajellomycetaceae. Gene Ontology annotation, molecular function: transcription cis-regulatory region binding; DNA-binding transcription factor activity. The coding region runs from base 1 to 1449 and encodes 482 amino acids. The transcript is spliced from 4 exons. The record is from RefSeq and is a predicted model, not a curated record. Gene Ontology annotation, biological process: positive regulation of transcription by RNA polymerase II. Gene Ontology annotation, cellular component: nucleus.
AUGAUUGGCAGUCACUUUCAGGACGAAUCUCGUCAGAUUGCUUCAGAAUAUCGAGGAGGCUUUGAGAGAUAUCCUCGCGUAAAGAAAGAUACUCCUCCCCGAGAGCCUACAGCUGACCUGCCCUCGUACGAUUUGCCUGAUAUCAUGGGUGGCCCAUCCCUUUCGCAUCAGAGCAUCCCAGACGCUACUCCUCUCCUUUCUCACUAUCCCGAGUCGCAACAACCGGAUAUCAUAUUAUGUGCUACGACGGCAGUAGCUCUUAAUGUUUACGAAAUAAUGUGUGAAAAUGCGAUGCAGCGAAUGAACCAUAUCGCGGGCGCCCGCGCUCUCAUUAAGGAGUGCCAAUGGGAUGCCACAAGCAUCGGAAUAGGAGGCGCUUGCUUCUGGCUUAAUGUUGCCAUGGAGUUGUUGAGUUGCCUCCAUUUCAACUGGACAAUGGCUUGGGACCCAGAUACAUGGGAUAUAAAUAUGAACAUGUCACCGCCGGAGAAUAAUAUCACAGGCAAUGAAGAGCUAUGGACCCAUCGGAUGGUGUAUAUCUGUGCAAAAAUUGCUAAUUUCCGAUCAACGAUUCCGCAUUUCCGGAACCCUGAUCCGACAGCGCAUGAUAUGCGAUUGAACGAGCGAAUCCAGGAAUGGAAUACGUAUAAGGAAUGGUGUGACGAGUGGGCAAGAUGCGUACCGCGCUCAAUGAUGCCGCUUGGUUACGUGCAGCCUUGGCAAACACGUUCGAAGUCAUCAUUCCCGGAGGUCUGGCUUAUUCAGCGUACAGCUAUUGUAGGCAGGCUUUUUUAUCACACAGCCUGUUGCCUGCUUGCAGGGAUUCACCCCACGGAAACCGAGAAUAUGACGGCGAUGCAACAGAGCCAUGCCCAUGAUAUUUGCGGAAUUGUGGCACAUGUGAAAGACAGAGGCGUCGCCAGCGUUUCCAUCCGCUGCCUUGCCAUUGCCGCGGAAUGCCUGACCAACCGACUAGCACAAGAAGAAGUUUUGCGAAUUUUCGAAAAAAUUGUGAAAGAAACAGGUUGGCAGGUCGACUUUUUGCGCAUCGAACUGAUGGAGAAGUGGGGAUGGAGACAAAAUGAUAAUAACGACAACAACAAUGAUACUAUUAAUAUUCAUAAUAAUGAUGAUGAUGAUGAUAAUGAUAAUGAUAAUAAUAGCUCCCUCCCGCAACAACAUGGGCAGCAACCGCCGACUGUCUCAACAACGCCAGGGCCAUCCUUACCGCCAUCCUUACUCCCCUCGUCACUUCUGAAUCAUGGCUCCUCUAAUCCUGACACGAGUGGACGCAGCCCAAUUCCGUCCCGCCCACGGAUGCCUCAGGGAAUCGUGAACCCUCUUAUGGCUACUGCGGACUUUUCGUAUGAGAACCAUCCAUACCAGAGCCAUUACGUUGCGCCGCAUAGUCACAAUCAGAUGGAGUAUUCGCAUUACGAAUCUUACUGA